ACUUCACCUGACUGGCCGUAUCGUAUCUGUUACUUGGUCUGCUCUUGAACUCAAUUCUCUCUACCUGUCUACCUACCUAUCCUCCUUUUGCACACAUCGCACCGCCCGGCUUGCGAAGCUAGGGAUGAUAGCGUCGCCAUCUCACCAUCACCCUUAUACUUAUACAUACACCUUACACCUCACCCUCCCACCGAAUAUCAUCUAAGCUAUGGCACAAGCCCACCAUGGCCGCGAAUCCCCCAAAACGCACCGUGUGGGCGAGCACUGGAGCGGCGCGAACCCCGUCCCCACCAUCGGACGGUUCCUGGAACGAUUAGAGGUGGAUAAACAAGAGCGAAAAGCCCAUGAGGAGGCAUUGAUGGCGAAACGAAAAGAAAAGGAGGAGAAAGGGGAGGAAAUCCCGCAUAAACCGAGGAAGACGACGGGGAAAACGCGGAUGGUGACGGAUCCUACGACGGGAAGGGAAAUUGAGGUCGAGGAUUUGGAUGAGGAUGCCAUGGAUGCGGUGAAGGAUCCGAAGCUUGUCGUUCCGAAUGCGAAUGUCGGGAAGCCGACGGAUAUCAAAACCGAAGCGAAUCAGAGUCUCUCGCAAUAUAAAGAGAAUCAGGAUAUUACGGCACCCCCGGAUCCCAUUGCAGAGGGGACGACGUCGGAUGUGCCUAUCCAUGGCGAGAAGACCAAUAUCCUCUUUCACCCGACCCCGACUGUCACCUAUAAGCCGAUGUUUGAUAAACUGGAGACCCGUGGCAUGGGGUUAUGUCUAGGCAUUGUCGCUGCCAUCGUCUUCAUAGGUCGGAUCUUCGGUGGCUCGUUAUGGGGCUUGCUGCCGCUGGCAUUUGGCGUCGCAAGUGCGGUGUGGCUGUGGAUACAAGAGCUCAUCCGCAGUGGUCGGGAAAUGGAAUGGAGUAGCGAACAGAUCAGAGGCCAGAUGGCCACUGCGAACCUGCUCCCCGAGUCGGUUGAGUGGCUGAAUUCCUUCCUGGGCGUCUUCUGGGGUCUCAUCAACCCGGAGAUGCUGUCGCCCGUGGCGGAUACCAUCGAGGAUAUCAUGCAGGCGUCUGCGCCUGGUGUCGUCGAGAACGUGCGGAUUGCAGAGAUUGACCAGGGCAACAACCCCUUACGGAUUUUGAGCCUGCGAUCCCUGCCCGAUUCCCAUGUUCAACAACUCAAAGAUCACAUCCACGAGGAAAAUGUCAAGAACAAGGACCCCCAGGAGGCGGCUGCCGCUGAGGAGGGUGGGAGCUACUACAACAUCGAGGCCUCCUUUGCCUACCAUGCGAAACCCAGCGGGCAAACCACCUCGUCGAAGGCGCGCAACAUGCACAUGCAGAUCGUGUUUUACUUGGGAAUCAAAGGCCUCUUUGGUGUGCCCUUCCCGGUCUUUGUCGAGCUGAUCGAGAUGGUAGGCACGGUGCGUGCACGAUUCCAGAUGAUGCCAGAGGCCCCGUUCAUGAAAGACGUGACGUUCAGUCUGGUUGGACUUCCUCACAUCAAAGCUGGAUGCAUGCCCAUGGUCAAAGGUGGCGUGAACAUCUUGAAUCUCCCGUUGAUUUCCAACUUCGUCAACUAUGCGAUUGCUACCGCUAGUGGACUGUUUGCGGCCCCCAAGUCGAUGACCAUGGAUCUGAGUAUGAUUCUCAAGGGAGACGAUAUUGUCAAGGAGACCCAGGCCUUGGGUGUCAUGUGGAUCCGUAUCCACCGUGCGAUAGGGUUGAGCAAACAGGACAGACGUGGCAGCUACGGCGGUGGCAGCGACCCCUACAUCAACCUCUCUUUCUCGAAAUACGGCAAGCCCAUGUACUGCACGCGUGUGAUCGAAGACGACCUGAAUCCAGUCUGGGAGGAAACGGCAGCAUUGCUGGUGACACCAGAACUGAUCAAGGCUGACGAAGCUCUGAGCGUCGAGCUCUGGGACUCGGAUCGAACUACCGCGGACGACAUUGUUGGCAAGGUGGAACUGCCGAUUCGGAAGAUGAUCCAGCAUCCUGGCAAGAUGUACGCCCAGGUUUCGAAACUCCAGGGCCUCAACGAGGGCAGCGAGAUGCCCGGAGAACUGCACUGGGAGGUUGGGUUCUUCGGCAAGCCUAAACUUAGGGCCGAGUUGCGAACCGAUGGCAAGAAGAAGGAUCUCCCAGAGAACUUCCAAAACACCCCUGAGUUCCAGGACGACAAGGGCGUCAUCAGCAACGAGCAGGAGGAGGCCAUCACCAAGACUCCCCCUGAUCCGCUCUGGCCCAGCGGUAUCCUGAGCAUCGUGGUCCAUCAGAUCGUCAACCUGGAGGUUGAGAACGUCAAGGGCAGCCACGGGAAUCGCAAAGGCAGAGAUUACGAGCCGGCCAAGCCCUAUGGCGAUCAGAAAGAAGAACAGGGCGAGAAGCUGCCCACGAGCUACUGCAAGAUUAUCCUCAACGACGAGCUGAUCUACCGCACUCGCGCCAAAGCCCUAAGCUCCAAGCCCAUCUUCAACGCUGGAACCGAACGAUUCGUCCGCGACUGGCGAUCCGCCUUUGUCACCGUGAGCGUCCGGGACCAACGCUAUCGCCAACACGACCCCAUCCUCGGCGUCAUCCCCCUCAAGCUCUCCGACAUCCUCCAGACCAGCUCCCAGGUCACCCGCUGGUACCCUCUCGACGGGGGCAUUGGAUUCGGCCGCAUCCGCAUCUCUCUCCUCUUCCGACACGUCGAGACUCGACUCCCCCCCAACAUGCUCGGCUGGGACGUAGGCACCUUCGAAUUCAUCUCCGACCAGAUCACGGUCCAGAACUUCCACGAACGCUCCAAGAUCCGUCUCCGCACCGGCGGCAGCAGUGGCAAGAUCACCCGCCAUGUCUGCACCGUCAACGGAUCCAACAUGACCUUCGACCUCUCCGACGAGUCCUAUCGCCACGCCCUCCGCCUCCCCGUCAAGCACCGCUACCGCAGCCCCAUCGUCUUCGAAUUCCACCAACAAGGCCACCACCACGCCAGCGCCUACGCCAUCUACUGGCUGCAACACAUGGCCGACAACGAAGAAACCCCCAUCGACAUCCCCAUCUGGGCCACCAAGAACGGCAAACGCCUCACCCAGAACUACAUCACCGAGCAAAACGCCCACAUCAAACGCAACCCCGGUCUCGAAGACCUGCACGAAAUCGGCCGCCUCCAAUUCCGCGCCUUCUUCAGCCCCGGCAUCGACUCCUCCCACGAACGCUUCGUCGUCGACAACGAAUCCCGCGAGACCUUCGAAUCCUGGGAAGCCUGCAUCGCCGAAGGCGUCCGCGCGCGCCGCAUCUCCUCCGACAUCCCCGAGGACCUCGAACAACUCCACGAACAAUCCCUCCUCGACGGCCGCGACAUCCUCAAACACGCCGAACCCCGCGAACGCAAACGCUGGAUCGACAAACAAGGCCAAGACUGGAGCGGUGCCUUCGGCCACGACCCCGGCGCCUACCUCAACCAACACGGUCACCAAGUCGCCGAACCAGGCCGCGAACCACCCCCCCACGACCCCGUCAACCCACCCCCCACCGUCGCCCAAUCCUACGGCACCAUGCACGCCGAAGAAGCCCAACACCAAACCACCCCGCAACAAGAACACCUCGAACACGAAGUCGAAGACGAACCCGCCUCCUCCUCUGCCACCUCGUCCAGUGAAACCGAAGACGACAACGACGAUAACGUCUACCCCCACCAACAACGCGUCUCACACAGCACCAUGUCCUCCAACGGCGGAGCGAGCAGCAGUGUCGGUGGUGGCCCGAGUCGCUCCAGUACCGAUGACUCGGCCGUCAAGAAGGCGAACAAACGGAGCGAGAAGCGUCAGCAACGGGGGAUGAUGCAGUGGCGACCGGUGCGGAAUGCGGUGUUUGCGAAAGAUGAGACGAAGUUUGCGUUACGGAGAGUCAAGAGGAAGUUUACGGGGGAUUUGUCCGGCCGGGAACCGGAUAUUGAGACUGAGACGGGGACAUAAAUACCUUUCUCCCCCCCUUUUGUUUUCUUAUAUGGUAUGAUGGUAUUUGUAGGAUUAGCAUUAGUAUGUAUGUAUGUAUGCAUGUAUGGAUCUAUGAAU
This is a messenger RNA of Aspergillus ibericus CBS 121593, 4048 nucleotides long. RefSeq names its product C2 domain protein. The coding region runs from base 209 to 3949 and encodes 1246 amino acids. NCBI's taxonomy places the organism in Eukaryota, Fungi, Ascomycota, Eurotiomycetes, Eurotiales, Aspergillaceae. The transcript has 5 exons. The record is from RefSeq and is a predicted model, not a curated record. Gene Ontology annotation, molecular function: lipid binding.